This is a messenger RNA of Grus americana (Whooping crane), 3281 nucleotides long. It is a transcript of the gene SLC25A39, whose product is annotated as solute carrier family 25 member 39. The record is from RefSeq and is a predicted model, not a curated record. The coding region runs from base 1435 to 2526 and encodes 363 amino acids. Gene Ontology annotation, biological process: mitochondrial transmembrane transport. NCBI's taxonomy places the organism in Eukaryota, Metazoa, Chordata, Aves, Gruiformes, Gruidae. The transcript has 12 exons.
CUACGAGCCCCGGGAAAGGGGUGUGCAAACCUUGGGGGGAGGGCUCCCCGGGGCAGCGGGCCAGGCUGGGUGCCUGUGUGCCCCAGGGGACACCGCAGCACCCGUCCCCCCCCUUCCCUGGGAGGGAGGUUUGUCCCCCGGCCCACCCGCGGCGGGGGGUGGCUGCGGUGGGGCCCACGGUCGAGCUCUUCCCCAGAAGCGCUGGUAGCUGUCCCUGCCCGUUUGGGCAGCUCUCGGGUCAGGGCAGCAUAGGUGGGGGUGUGCCCGGGCAGGAUGAGGCCCCUGGUGCCGUUUGGGCACUUCCAGGGACGGCGCGGGGGAACAUACAGCUUUGCAGCCCCAGCUGAGCAGCCCAGCUGCUGGGUAGCGCUGGAGGGGUCUGUCUGCAGGAUUUCUGUCGGUGUUCCCUGUCGCUCGGGCUCAAACACCCGGCGGGGCCCUUCCUGCGUGGGAAGAGGCUGCUGAGCUUCUCGUGUCCCCCGGAGUUUCUUGCCUUUAUCAUCUUAACAUGUAUUUGCUCCCCUCCCCGCCCCUUUGCAUCGAGCAUCACAGCGCUGUACCCAGACCCACCAGUGCCCCAGACCGAGCGGUAGGGUCUGGGUCAUGCUUUUGGGGGAUUAUUUUUUCCUGGAUGGAAAAGGGAGCAGCUCCCAGCUGGGAAGGGAGCUCGGAUGCAGGCAGGAAGUCCUUGCCGGCACCCUGGGGGUCCUCCGCUCCCCCCUACAGAAAGGGAGAGGGCCAUGUCGUGGCAUGUAUAAGUAGCACAUUUUAAUCCAUUCAGGUGUUGCAGCGCUGUGAGCGAGAGAUUUUCCUCCUGCUUGCAUAAGGGUUUACGUGAAGGGCUGGAUCGGGGGAAGGAUCUGGUGCUGGGGUGAGCACCCUGCCCAUGGUGCGGUUUUGCAACAGCCACGUGGUCCAUGGCAAGUGUGCCAGGGUGCUGCACCGCCUCGCCACCGUCCCGUGACGGGCGCAAUGGGACCCGUGCCCACCCUGCAAACAGCACCCAGCUCUCCUGGUGAGGCUGGUGUGUGCGGCUCCAGGAUAGACCCGUCCCUGCUCGCAGCCUUGGGCACCUAAGAAGUCCAAAGCCUGUAAUUGAGAUAUUUAUGGCUGCUCUGACCUUGCAAAAUUGCUGAGUCAGAUGGUGAAGGUUUGUUGGUUUGGGGUUUUUUUUGCUGCAUUCCCUAGCUUUAAAUAAAACCCCAUCAGUUCCCAAAGCCUGGAAGUCCUCCGGCCAUGGCCCCGUCCUGACGUGAGUACCGUCCCUGUGCUGCGGCGAGGGGGAGCAGCUGGUCCUGAGCGUGCACGGCACGCUUGGGCUUGCUUCUCUGCGUGCUCCUCCUGCAGGAAGGGUGCGAUAUCCCCCGCUUCCCGAGGGCAGAGACGCUGAUCCCUGGGGCCGCAGCCUUGCCAAAUCUCGUGGGCGGAGGAGGCAUGCAGAAGGGGACCAGCGCCAUGGCCGAGAAGACGUUGCCAAGCCCCAGCGGGGCCAUCACGCCGCUGCAGCAGAUGCUGGCCUCGGGGACGGGGGCCAUCCUCACCUCCCUCUUUGUGACACCGCUGGAUGUGGUGAAGAUCCGGCUGCAGGCACAAAGGACCCCUUUCUCCAAAGCAUUGCCAGCAUGGUCUGUGCCCUGGGGCACUCGGCAGGCCACAUGGAAGUGUUUCCUUUACUGCAACGGGCUCAUGGACCAUCUGUACGUCUGCCAGAAUGGCAACAGCUGCACCGCCUGGUACAAGGCCCCCACCUGCUUCACUGGCACACUGGAUGCCUUCGUGAAGAUCACACGCUACGAGGGCAUCAGGUCUCUGUGGAGCGGCUUGCCCCCCACCCUGGUCAUGGCUGUGCCAGCCACCGUCAUUUAUUUCACCACCUAUGACCAGCUCCGGGACUACCUGCACGCUCGGACGGGAAGCCGGGGACACCACAUCCCCUUGCUGGCCGGGGCCCUCGCCAGGCUGGGUGCCGUGACGGUCAUCAGCCCCUUGGAGCUCAUCCGCACCAAGAUGCAGUCCCGACAGCUCAGCUACCAGGAGCUGCGUGUCUGCAUCCAGUCGGCAGUGGCUCAGGACGGCUGGCUGUCCCUCUGGAGGGGCUGGGGACCCACCGUGCUGCGAGACGUCCCCUUCUCAGCUCUCUACUGGUUUAACUACGAGCUGGUGAGGGAAUGGCUCUGCAGGCAGGCCCAGCUGGAUGAGGCCACAUUCAUGAUCAGCUUCGCAUCCGGGGCCAUCUCUGGGACGGUGGCUGCGGUGCUGACGCUGCCCUUCGAUGUGGUGAAGACCCAGCGGCAGAUCGAGCUGGGAGACAGCGAGGUGCACCCAGUCACAGCCUCCAAGCCUUCCUCCACCUGGCUCCUCAUGCGGCGCAUCCAUGCCGAGUCUGGCACCCGGGGGCUGUUUGCAGGCUUCCUGCCCCGCGUCAUUAAGGUGGCACCCGCCUGUGCCAUCAUGAUCAGCACCUACGAAUUUGGCAAGACCUUCUUCCAGAAGCUGAACCAAGAGCGGCGGUUGCGUGGGUUGUGAGCUGGGGCAGGGCUGCACAGGGACGGUGCCAACCCCGCUCCCGGCAAGGUGCCCCAAGAGCAGCGGGGACCGCACUCGGCUGUGCAAAGCCCAAGUGCCUUCGUGCUGCACUCUGCCUCCCCACUGCCUGCGCACGGAGGCAGGGCCAGCCCAGCCCCACUCUCCAUCCCCAGCUGCACUGGGGGACAUCUGUGCCUGCUGCUGUGACACUGGGGGGAUGUGGAGUCCCCCGCGCUCAUCCCUUGAGGCUGGACAGAUGCUGCUGCUGGAUUCGCAGAGGUUCUGGCAAGGACGGGGUGCCCCAGGAGACUCGACAGAGCCCCAGCUCCUGCUCUGUCAAGGACCAAACCCUUAGGGGCUUCUCCGUGUGCCUGCCUGGGCCCCCCAGCCCCGCUCCGGCUGGGGAUCUGCCGCUCCUCGCCAUCAGUCACGCACAGUGUCCCCUUGCCCCCUCUGUGUGGCACAGGGAUGCAUCAGGACCCUCCCCCUGCCUCCGGACCUCUCCCUCCCGCUCAGGGUGUCCCUGUCCCCUGGCAGCCCCUGGGCUCAGACCCUGUGUGGGGACAGACCUCGCUGCUGCUCUGGGGGGGUCAGCAGGCAUCUGGCAGCAAACCUCUGCCCGUGCCCUGGCCCUUCACCGCGAGGGCCUGCCCCAGCAUUGUGCCUGGUGUGGGCGCUGUCCCAGCUUGCCCCAGGACUCCAGGGGGGAAUUUCUCUUAUUUUCUUAAAUAAAAGGAAAUACUAUUUGUCUCUUA